This is a messenger RNA of Necator americanus (New World hookworm), 1689 nucleotides long. RefSeq lists its product as uncharacterized. The record is from RefSeq and is a predicted model, not a curated record. The transcript has 9 exons. The coding region runs from base 1 to 1689 and encodes 562 amino acids. Lineage: Eukaryota; Metazoa; Nematoda; Chromadorea; Rhabditida; Ancylostomatidae.
AUGCGAAAGUUGGAAUGGGACGACAUGGGAGUGAAGAUUGAUGGUGGGCAGCUACACCAUUUGCGCUUUGCUGAUGACGUCGUACUGAUAACACCUAGCAUCAGCCAAGCGGAACGAAUGCUGACCGAAUUCGACGAAACAUGUGGAUGCAUCGGUCUUCAGCUGAAUCUACAAAAGACGAUGUUCAUGCGGAACGGAUGGGUCUCGGAUGCCCCAUUCACGCUCAACGGAACGAACAUAUCCGAAUGCACCAGCUACGUUUAUCUGGGUCGGGAACUGAACAUGAUGAACGACCUGACCCCCGAGCUGGGCAGGAGGAGACGAGCGGCUUGGGGAGCGUACAAGAGCAUCGAGGAUGUAGUGAAGAAGACCAGGAACACCCGGCUCCGUGCUCACCUCUUCAACACCACCGUACUUCCUGCUUUGACCUAUGCUUCGGAAACCUGGGCAUUUCGCAAGCAGGAAGAAAACGCGGUGAGCGUCAUUGAACGCGCAAUUGAGAGAGUGAUGCUAGGAGUAUCCCGUUUCACGCAAGUGAGGGACGGGAUUCGAAGUUCUCUCCUACGUCAGCGAUCGAAGAUUAGAGACGCUGCCGCGUUUGCCAAGGAAAGUAAAAUAAGGUGGGCCGGACACGUGAUGCGCUUUAAUGACAACCGUUGGACCAGAGCCGUGAGCGACUGGGUUCCCCGCGAUAUUAAGCGCACUACAGGAAGACCGCCGACCCGAUGGUCAGAUUUCUUCACGAAGUCCUUGAAAGAAAAAUAUGAUGCUCUUCGUGUCCCACGCGAAAGGAGGAACCACUGGGCUACUCUGGCACGCGAUCGGGACAAAUGGAAGAAUUACUGGCGCCCGCUCGACCAGUUCGAAGAUCAACGGGAGUCAAGACUUUUGACAGAGGCGAAGAAUGGCAAGAAGAGGCGACAAGAUAUCAUGAUACGAGAAGAUGGACAACAGACGGGUGCACAACAAAACCAACACCGCCUACCACCAUUUGCGAAUGCUGUUUUGUACGACGGCAUCUACUGCAACGCUCCUCCCCUUGCGCAGCGUCCGCCUUGCGAUUCGUUGAAAGUGGAUUCGGACUGUCCCAAUAGGCAAAUAUCGUCAUUCACAAAUGAUCCUAUGCUGUUGUUAGCACGAGUUGUUGUGAAUAGGAAGGAGAUACAAACCCACAAAAAAACAAAUUCCCUUGAUCGGGGACUAACCUUAGCCAAAUCUAUAAAGGCAGGACCGUUCCCUCCUCCUUCGAAUAAGUCGAAUUCGUUAACACACCAAGAAACGGAUGACGAUGGUGAAGAAUGCGCUCGAAACACAGAAGCUGAAGGUGUAAUCCUUCAAAUUACAACUAAAAUUAUCGGCAAUGAUCCACUCACAUCUCGACACGAAGUGUCUAGGAAGAUUAUGGAGCUCGAAUCACUGAGAAACACUAAGUGGGCGGAGAACUGCAUACAUACAACGCCGGAAUUUUCUGAAGGGAUGAACAUUCUUAGUAGUUGCGAUUUAGAGAACCAGAAUGCUGAUAGAAAUGAAGCUGGCCCACAUGAAGAAGUCAAACAGGUGGCUAUCUGCUCUUCCAUGGAUCCAAUCACUCGAGAUGUCGAGAGGAGACUUUAUAGUACGGUUGCAGAAAAAGGAGCUCAACAUCAACGGAAGCCCGACAUGGCAGGUCUGAAAGACGAUGAAAGAUGA